AUGACGUUAUCACAAUUAUUUUACAGUUCGAGAAUUCGCCUUAAAACAAGAUGCAUUAAAGAGGAGGUUACGAAAAAGGGAGCCCGGCCUCAAAAAGAAGUAACACUACAUGCAACAAGUCAGAGUUCACCUUGUACUCCUGGAUCUAGACAAUACGUAGGAUUAGACAAAGUAGCGGAUGAAUGUGGCAAACAAAGCCGAAAGGUCUACACAUUCAACGAGGAUGAGGUAGUCGGCUUAAUCAAGCAAUGGAGAAUGGACGAAGCGGACAACAAUUCAGAUACAGAAGAUGAAGAAGAAGAAAAACCGGACGCUUCGGCUUCAUCAUCGAAAAGUUCUCUGAAACGGGAUAAUGUUCUGACGGAAGAAGUGGUCGACAUCAUUAAUAAAUUAAGGACGGACGAAAAAUUUAAGUUUGCUAAUGAUAGGACAAGAUGGCUUAUAGGAACGAACGGUGUUUUCAAAAAACGAUAUUAUGGGAACGCAAAAAGUGGCAAUGCGCUUCUUUCAUCGGAAGACGAACAAUUUGAGGAUGCAUUGACAAAUCCCAAAAUAUCAGCAGUAUCGACGAUACCUAGGAGUAAAGAAGAACACGAAAAUUUUCAUAAUUUGAAUAGUGAAUUUAGUGAGAGAAUGGGCAAAUUUAGCAACAAUUCAGCAGAACGAGUUCAGUUAUUAGUUAUCUCUAUUUUAAUAAUUGAUGUAGUCCAAGAUACUCCAAUUAUCAAAACUUCUUUUGUUGAUUUUGAUGCUAUUCGCCCUCCAAGGUUUAUUUUUAAAUCUGACUAUAAUUUCACGAUAAUAACCUGUCUUGAAAAUCAUAUUAAAAUUAAUGCUACGCAAUCUACUCAUGUAGAUUAUAAGUCAGAUAUAACUCACCCUGAUGAAACUUAUGGGCCAUCCCAACUUUAUUUGGGAUUUUACCAACCAUCACCAGGUGUCUUCUUUUAUGAAUAUAAUGAACCAGAUGAGAUGAUUGAUUUAAUAAUUAUGGUACUUGUAGUUAAUGAUGAUAAUUACACUCCUGAUCAACCGGUUCAAGCGAUAACGGCUUUCGAUUCAGAGAUUUUAACGAACUCUUUUUUUGAGGAGUUUAUAAGAUCAAGUUGGAUGAAUGAUUUUGGUAUUCCUCCUAUUUAUGAAAAUAAAUCAUACUUUAUAGUUCCAUUAAUUAAAUUGAAAUUCAAUCAUAUACAGUACUUAGGUGGUGUAGGUUUAAUAGGUGGUGCAUGGGGAUUAGCAGCAGCAGCGCGAACACGUCACGACCAUGGGAGUUGUACAAUCAUAUUGCUGCGGAUUUUCUCAACACAAAAAAACUUACAACUUACUUUAUCAACUAUUCCAUUCUUUAAUACAAUAAAUCCUGAUAUUAAAAAUCGUCCUUCAAAACAAGCUCUUUCUUUAGCUGAACAAAAUGACUUGAUUUUAACAAGAAUUGAUAGUUUUGAAUUAUUUUUACAAGAAAAUGUUAUUCAUGUACACUAUUUAAAUGGUAUUCGGGAUAAAUUAGCUAAACCUAGAGCGACUUCGACUUCUACAACUGACGCCAUGAAUACUACGCAACAACAAGAAGGUUUAAUGGUUACAGUUCCACCACAAUCAAGUAUAACUAAUAUUUCUGAUGCAAAUGAUAUUUUGUAUGAUGAUAAUAAUAUAAGACAAUAA
Molecule: messenger RNA, 1665 nt
Organism: Rhizophagus irregularis DAOM 181602=DAOM 197198
Lineage: Eukaryota; Fungi; Glomeromycota; Glomeromycetes; Glomerales; Glomeraceae
Source: RefSeq, a predicted model, not a curated record